Cyphellophora attinorum is the source of this 1614-nucleotide messenger RNA. RefSeq lists its product as uncharacterized. The record is from RefSeq and is a predicted model, not a curated record. Gene Ontology annotation, biological process: regulation of DNA-templated transcription. Gene Ontology annotation, molecular function: DNA-binding transcription factor activity, RNA polymerase II-specific; zinc ion binding. The transcript is spliced from 4 exons. Lineage: Eukaryota; Fungi; Ascomycota; Eurotiomycetes; Chaetothyriales; Cyphellophoraceae. Bases 1 to 1614 code for a protein of 537 amino acids.
AUGGUCUUCUACGGCGGCUUCUCGAAAGGAUGUAUAACCUGCCUGAAGAGGAGGGUCAAAUGUGAUGAAGCUAAGCCAACCUGUAAUCGGUGCGCCAAAUCGAAGAGGGAGUGCCUCGGAUAUCGCGAUGAACAAGCACUGGCUUUUCGGGACGAAGGUAGAGCAGCAGCAGGUAGUGUUCCGAGAUGGCGCAACAAAGUCCGACAUCAGAACAGUGAUCAGACUCGCUACAUUCGGCGAUUCACUGAUGCGGUCCUGGAUACGUCAAUCCAUUCGGACGCUGCGCUUUGUGGCAUCCCUACGGUCGCUAUCGUCUACGCUCUCCGAGCCGAGCCAGGUUCUUCUCUGUCGCAUGCCAAGGAAGCUCUCAACACGGCCAUGAUGGCCGCACGUGAUCCAAAGAACAAGGACUUGAGAGAGUCUUCCCAUCUGCGCUAUGGCAAGGCUAUUACAUCCCUGGCUAGUGAUACGAAGGCCAAUUAUGAGUCGCAUGACAUCUUGAUCUGCAUCCUUCUACUGGUCCUUGCUGGUGCUACAAUGGAAACUGGACCAAAGCUCGCCUGGUGGGCUAUGCAUAGUUGGGCGUCGGAGGCUAUUGCUCGCUCGAUGGGUCGGGAGAUGGGAAAGGAUAAGCAGUCGAUACAAAUCUUGCUCUGUAUACGAUCGCAGAUGCUGCUACGACAUUCGACUCGACCGGAGCGCUUCGUCGACAUCGUCAAUGAUGAAAAUCCCAACUUGCUGUCCUGGUCGGACAUACCCGAGGAGUUCCACAACAAUCCAGCCUUCACGCUGCAGAGAUUGUUGACCCCAGUGCCAGGCAUACGUUGGGAUUUCGAACACUUUAUGGACGAGCCUUACGCCGAUACAGACAUGCUACAAGGGUUUGAUCUCAUCGCACGAUGUCGGAGAGUGGACCAGGCGCUGUCUCACUGGCAUGAGUUUCUCCCACCAGAUUGGCAACCGAUAUACGUCGAUCAUAAACCGACAGCGAUCCCAGAGGAUGAUGACCUGAGGACCAUCAUGGCGUGGGCGGCUGGUGAGAGGAUAUGUAUCUAUCGCGAUCAAUGGGUGCUCUUCCACCAGUCUACCUUGAUGAUCUACAGAUACUUCCUUCAGGCUUUCAUCUUGAGCGUGGGAGCACGAAUGCUGGGCUGUACAGUACAUGAUAUUGCGAACGAUGAGAUCGAUAAGAGAGAGCCGCUGUACUCGAUGCUAGUACAGGCAAAGGAGGCGAUCCUGGGGCUGCUAGAUCGAUCAUGUCGGUCUGUGUAUCAUCACCUUGGCUUGUCGCCAAUCCAAAUCGGCACGAGUACAAUCAAGUCACCCAUGGAUUUGAAGCCUCCAGUCUUUGCGCCAAUCAUCCUGAUGAAGCUGUUGUGGCAAUCCAAUUCAGUCAUCAUUGGUGAUGAUAGACAUCGAAAGAUGGUAAAAGCAUCGUUGAGGUUUCUUGGCGAGCACUUCGGGACGAAGUUCUGCUGUCACUUGGGCAGUAACGAUGAAUGGUGCGAGACGCCGCUGUUCUCGAUCGAUCCUGCAAACUAUGCCAUUCGCCGGAAGGCAGCCGAGGUUCCGGGUUUGUCAGAGACCUUUGCGAAGGUCGACGUGGCGUCCUGA